CGCUCGCGGAGGCGUCGCGACGAUCGGACGAACGAACGUGGCGAGGAGGACCAGCAGCAACCAGACUGGGAACGUCAGAGUGCCCUACGACUGCGCCGCGCUCACAUCCCUGCCUUGCCCGAGCACCCACGGGAUCAUAGAUCGCUCGUUCACGCUCGACAAUAGUGCAUCGAUCGUCGAUGACGUCAAACGACAGAAUCAUCGAAACAGUGAUCCAAGUGUCGCGUCGUUCGCCUCUGAAGAUCCGUUCGCCGUUUAAAUAAUUCGCAGACCGGCUCGUCCGUCACAGCGGGAUUUUAUAAAAUGCGCGCGCUCCGACGAUAAGGAUAAACGUUCAUCGAGGUAUCGAUUGCCUCUUCGCUCGUCGUUUAUGAUGUCCGCAAGCCGAAGAUGUUGAGAGGGUCUCAAGAUAAAACGAGGAUAAUUGACGACGUAUAACAGCUGAACAUCCGUGCGACGAUCCAGCGAGAACCAGAAAACGAUCCAAGACCCGGAGCGAUGUAUUGAGCCAUCGAUCACUGAGGAGAGGCGCGGGGAUGAGCGAGGCGUUCAAUUAAACCGUUCUAGUAGCGCGACAGAGAUCGAAAGAAUAGGGGGAGCCGCGUGAUUCGCUCGGAAAAUAUUAGUCGUGCAGUUGCAAAUGUCGUCUUCACGUUGAACCGUCAUAUACCGACCGACGAAUCUACCGAAAGAACCUCAAGUGUCCGAUUGAAUCAUCGUUUCCUGGAAAUUAUCGAUAUCAUUUGGAGAUCGGCGCGAACGAAUCUCGAAGGUUAUUUCAUUUAAGUGAAACCAGCUGCGUUCGUUUCGCGUUUGUUUUCGCGAAUCGGGUCGAAGCUCGAAGACACUCGGAAGAUAUUUCGGCGGACGAUCGCGAUCGACGCUCUGAGAGCGUCGAUGUUAGCGGCCGCCUCGAAUUGACAGCCAGAGGGGAGACACGGGACUUUGGAACUUUUCCAGCGACAGAUCCAGCGUGGACAAUGAAGUGGUGCUUAGUGGUGCUGAUUCUAGUCGGUGUCACGCGGGCCGAAAACUCCGUCGAGACGGACUAUUCGAUCUUCAAGUGUCCGGAGCUGAAUUCCCAAGAGGAGAUCGAUCUGAACGCGAUAAUGGGCAAGUGGUACGUGGUGGAGGUGCUCGAGCACAAAGUCGACCCAUUGAAACCGGUCAGCGGUAUGUACGUGGUCGACUCUUGCCCGAUCGUGAUGCUGAGAGCGGUCGAGAACUCGUCCAAGUUCUUCUCCUCGCUGAGGCUGCUAUGGACCGAGGAAGCGGGCAACCUUGAGUACAAUUUCCGGAUACCGGACAUCUACAGGAAGCCCGGAUACUGGCUCUCCAACUCCAUUCAGAACGGUACGCUCGCGGAGAGGCAGUACAACCAAUUCACCGGGAACGUGCACGUGAUGAAGGCCGUGGCCUCGGACAUGGUGCUGACUUUCUGUUCUCGGAGCCCGGACAAUCAGCUGUACUCGUUGCUGCUGUCGCGGGAGCACAUCCUUCAGCAGAGCGACAAACGCGGCGUGCACAAUUUGUUGGGACGCCGCGGCUUGAAAAUCGUCAGCAUCCGACAAACCUGCAUGAACGACGGCGCCCGGAGAAGAGGAUCGGCAUACCUAAUCGGUUGGCUGGCCGUGCUGGGCAUCCUUUCCGGGAUCUUCUUCGGUUCCUGGUAGUGGUAAAAAAAAAUAAAAAAGAGGGGGAUCAAAACUUCGGGGGUAAAUCGUUAGCUGGUUGGCUUGUCUUCGAGAAUCGAUCCCAGUCGAGAGCCACCGAUUCGGAAUUAACACCGACAGCUUUAACCGUCCUUCGAAUUUCUCUCCCGUGUUCUUUCAGCCAAGUAUAAGAGGAGAAAAGGGGGAGGAUAGCGGGGGCGAUUUCAGUAGUUAUCGAGAUAAGGAUGGUCGAUUUAACGACGUGACCGAUCUUUUGAUCAAAAGGGCUCCGUAAUUGCCAACGCAGCUAACGAUCUCGCGUCUCGUGUCCGUUGCACGGUGGCUCGUCCGCGGCGCAAUCGUAACGAGAAUCUCGCCGACGAGAAACGAGAGACGCGAACUAUUAUAUAUAGGUAAGUACACCUUCGGUUCUUUUCGGGACAAUACCGUGGGAAACGAUCCUAUUGGACGAUGUAUCGUUUCGCGUCCGUUUACCGUACAGUACACCCAUUGUCGAGAUUCUGUUGCCUCGAAGGAAUCCCGGAUACCGACUGACCCGGACUUGAAAUCUGUCCAACGUAUUUAUAACAUACGAUCGGCCGAGGACCGGUCCAAGUGUUCAAACUCCCCAGGUCGUUUACUCCUUCAAUUCUCGACGCCGUUCUUCCCGGUCGCUCGACCCUCCCGCCUCGUUGUUUUCAUUCUUUCCUCAUUUUCACUUCUCUUUAAUUUAUCAUCGCAGGUAUCGAUAAUAUCGAAAGUGUAAUAGCUCACGUCAUUCAGAAAUCUCGGUUCGAAUUUCAUUUUAUUUUAGUUUAUUCAUUACGUUACGAACUUCCAUAGGACAUAUCAUCACCGAUUAUUAUUAUUAUUAUUAUUAUUAUUAUUAUUAUUAUUAUUACUAUUAUUAUUAUUGUUAAAUAAACGUUUUAUGUUCAUGGGAACUGGGAGAGUGAGACGCGGUUAGGAACGAGCGUUCCCGUGGACAUUAGUCACGUUAGGUAGAAGUGCAUGUUGUAUGUAUCUCUCCGUUCGUGGAUUUAAGAAGACAAUAGUAAUGCGUCCAGGACGCGUGUCGGUUCGACAGAGAUCGAUCGCGUAGCUCUCGCCGCAUAAGAUUCGUCCGUUCGCCAGACGAACGAGGCUGCACGGUACGCAGAAAGUAUUUAAUGCGACAACGUGAACAUCGAACGCGGAUAGAUACCUUUUGCCCUCGAGUUCGUUUUAGAGUUGAACCACGAUUCGAUCGGUUCACGAUUAGAACAGCAGUUACUGUCAUUAGAAACAUUGUCGUCGACUCAUUCGCUUUUUAUUCGGGACAUACACGUUUACUAAAAACGCAGACACAUAAACAGACACACACACACACACACAUACAAACACGCGUGCAUACUGAAUACAUAUCUUUUUAUACUUAAUCGAGAUUCGUUGAGGCGAUCUUUUUUAUAACGACUUUUCAAUUCCGCGUCUUCGCAUGCCUUUUUAUACGAAGAUAUAUUUGAACGUACAAAAUUCAAAGCUUUUUACAUUUUCUAUAAAUACACGCGCUUCCAGUUUCGAACGGCAGCUCCGCGCCGCCCACGCUAGUCAAUUCUAGUAGCCCUCCGCGGAUGGACUGGAUGCUUCAUCUGCAGAAAAGCGAAAAUGUAAAUAUACUGGUAUUCAACGUCAGGGGUUUCAAUUAUUAUACAAAAUAAAAAAUACUGUAACGUUAUUUCAUUAUUACCGACAUUUUUAUUUCUAAAAGAAUAUUUAAACUGUUAAUCUUUAUUGGACUGACGUAUUGACAGUGAACGUAGUUUAUGUUCAAUUAUUAAUUUUGACAUUUCGCGUUUUCAACAUGCAACUUCUGGUUUAGACAGAUUUUCGUGCAGGCAUCCAGUCUCUACGUGGAGAGUCGCUAGUCAAUUCUAUCGACUUUUAACACCUAAUCGUUGUGUCACCGUUUCAAUAAUUUCAAGCAAAACGAUCGAUCCACGCGUGUCGCGCAGAUAAUCUAUUAAUAACUGAUAACGUUUCCUCUGGAUGUUUUCGACGCAUUCACUCUGAAUAUUUGAUAAACGAAUCGAUGCACUGAAAUUGAAAUGUUUACAAGGGAAUGAAGAGAACUGCCACGAUUUGUUUCUCUUUUGUGAAAAAUAAAAAAAUAUAUAAGGCCUGUGCGUUGUAUGUAUAUAAUAUGUUCGGAGUGACUAGAGAAAUUUCGAUUGAACAAAUAUAACUAUUAACAUAGAACAUUAUUAUUAUACGCAUGGGGAAAGCUCGUUAAAUUCUAUUGUACCACUUUUCGAUGGGCAAUCGCGAGGGAGAGUACGCCGUGUUAUGUUUAAAAUGCUCUAGAGUCUUUAUUUAUUGUACAGAAUGCUCGAUAUACAUAUUAAAUAUAAAUAUAAAUAUAUAUAUAUAAUGAAAAUACGAUCUAGUACCUAAUAUACGAUAUUAUCGUACAUCGCUUAUUGUGUGUAUAAAUAUGGAAAAAUAAAUCACUUCGACGGUUCCUGCUUCUACUUA
Messenger RNA from Ceratina calcarata, 4163 nucleotides. RefSeq lists its product as uncharacterized. NCBI's taxonomy places the organism in Eukaryota, Metazoa, Arthropoda, Insecta, Hymenoptera, Apidae. The record is from RefSeq and is a predicted model, not a curated record. The coding region runs from base 981 to 1673 and encodes 230 amino acids. The transcript is spliced from 3 exons.